Messenger RNA from Dermacentor silvarum, 342 nucleotides. RefSeq lists its product as uncharacterized. The annotation marks the transcript as partial. The record is from RefSeq and is a predicted model, not a curated record. The transcript has 2 exons. Lineage: Eukaryota; Metazoa; Arthropoda; Arachnida; Ixodida; Ixodidae.
AUGCUUGGCCCAGUGCUGUCGUGCUGCCUGGGCACCUUUCUCGGUCAUCGUAUCGACGCUAACGGACUGCGGCACAAAGACCAGAACAUCAAGGCCGUCCGCGAAGCGCCUGAGCCCACUUCGGUGAGUGAGAUGAAAGCAUCUUUAGGUCUCGUCAACCACAAUGGCAAAUUCUUGCCGAACCUGGCCACCUUGUUGGCUCCGCCAUACGCCCUUCUUGCAAAAGGCUUCCGCGAUGCCACCUGCUCAGGUACCUGCGACAUGGCCAGCGACCCGGGAACUCUGGAGCCGUCUGGACCCGCGAACUCUGGAGCAGGUCCGGUAGACGGACACAUGGUCUUG